AGAAACAGCAGCGAAAGCACUAAUGACAUUGAAUUAGAAACCAUGACUUCGAGCCACCCCAAAAAAAUCAAACAGUCAUAUCGAACAAACAGAACAAAGUACUCGAAAAUUCCACAGUUAGAUAAGCGUUUCACGGAAAAACAAACCACACUUUUUCUUAAAGAAAAUGAAUAUGUCAUAAAAAAACAAUCGAAUGAUACUGUUGAAAAUGUAGCCACAAGUUUUGAUAAUAUCAGUAGUCAGCAGGCUCCAAAUAAACGCUUAAAGGAAAAGGAAGAUACACCAAUCCAAUCAAAAACACACAGACAGGCCAGUGACGCUAAUUAUCAGCUAAACUCUACCCCGGCAGAAGAACCCAGUUACACAACAUUAAAAGAAGAUAAAAUUAUCCCGAGGACAGCGGGUAACGAGGCUCCUAAUUCAAGCACUCAGUCGAGGACGACCAUAACGGAAUGGCCAGAUGUUAGUUAUAUGCCUAUGUCGGUCCCAGCAGACCGAUGUAAAGAAAACUUUAGUCACCUGAAAUAUAGGGUUCAAGUUUCAGUUGUUAAACCGUUAAAAUCCGGAGACGAAAAUAAUACUCAAACUGAGCAAAAUAAACCACUGCAAGAAACUGAUGACAACACCCGUCUAGACUGGAACAAAGUAUUUACAUUUCUUGCUGAAAAUUUGCCACCGACGAAUUACAAAAUUUUCUUUGUAAAUUUAUAUGACCACCUACCUCAAGGAAUGGAUAUUGAUACAAGGAUAAGUAAAAUAGAAUGCGACUUUAAGUCUGGAGGAACGACAACUCUGAUAUUUGAGCUGUUCAAGUCAUGGAAACAGAGCCUUGGAACUCGAGCGAAGCCAUCUCUGAUUGAAAAUGCUUUGUCUGAGAUGAAUUACAAUGAUGUGCGGAAUCGGUUUCAAGAUUAUAUGAGAGAACCUCCUUUGCUGCCUAAAAUUGUCGAGUCAACAAAAAUACAAUACGAGUACCCGCCUACACUUCUUUGUCAAACACCACACUUUAACAGACCAAUACAGCAGGAGUCACAAAUACUAGCAUUACAUAAUACGGUUCAAACACAGUCGUGUCUAGCUUGCAGAACAAAGUUCCAGAUACAGACGCAUGAGGAAAAUAGAACCGCAUAUUUAUGCCAUUACGAAAACAACCAGUUAAUGUUAGGGAACUCACCAAGCACAUCUGGGCAGUGCGCACAUAAUAUAUCAAGCUCCUUUAAGAUAGAUGAUGCAAGAAAACGUCAUUGGACUGAUGAAGAUUCGUCUAAAUCAGAUGAAGGCGGUACAGUGUGUAAAUACAGUAGGACUAAUGCGCAUUCGCCAUUUUUGUUUCAACGUCAACGUAGAAAGAAGAAGAUAAAAAGGAGCAAACACUCUCAAAAAAGUGAAACACUUGUACCUUGGGAAAAAGUUGAUAAGCGUUUCAUCAUAAAUCUCAUUAAGAGAUUUCUUCCACUCGGAGGCCAGAUGCUGACGGAGGAUGAAUAUAAUUUGUUUAUGUACCACACUGUAUCCAUUAUUACAGAAAAAACCGGUGAAUCUGAAAGUGUCGUUACAUCCCUAAAAAAAGAUGACUUCGAUGACAAAAAGGAACUGAAAACUAAACGCGGACAUGUAAGCUAUACCAUUGAUAGUGAAACAGAUUUACUUACGCUCGGUCAAGAUGAAUGGGAUUGCCUUAAGCUGUAUGUCGAACAUGCUCGAGAAAGUGUUCUGAAAAGACUGAAUACGGAUGAAAGUAAAUUGGCUGACAUGGAAUAUUUGUUCAUUAACUUUAAUGGGCAUGCGAUUAUUGAACAGAAUGGCGAAGUACAUGAAAUGAGCCAUGUAAAUGAAGAGGCCUCUGCCUCCAUCGCAGAUACCACACAGGACAAUUCUACUAAAACAGAGUAGUAGCUGACGAAAUGACUGUCAUUUGAAGAUGUAGAGCAAAAAACAACAAUCAGAAUUACAAAAUUACAAAGAAAUGUGCAUAAAAAUAAAAACAACUUUACAUUUAUAGGAAUCAAUAUAGAUUAAGCAAUAUUUCUACCAAUUUAUUCAUGUUUUAUGGUCCGCAUUGCAUGGUAACACCUUCCUUUAGCCCUGAUACCAGUUCUUUUCUCAAUGAGCUUAAUACACAUUAAAAGAUAAAACUGCCGUAUAUACAAUGACAGCAAAAGUAUUUGUAAUGCUGUAAGAUGCAGUGUUCUCACGGGUAGUGUAAACUCGAAGUAAAUGUAAAAUCUAGCGUUCAUGAAUGAAAUAUAGUUCAAAUUAUAUCUGUUGCAUGGUACAAAGUGUUAUCCUUUGUACUCAUUUACCAGUGAACAAUGAAUUUUUGAUCUUUCACUGUGAAUUCACUAGAUAUAUUUCAUUCUAAUACUAGGUAUUCACUGAAAAUAUGUAAUACAAAUAUCCCUUUCAUUUUGCUUAUGUGCA
This is a messenger RNA of Mercenaria mercenaria, 2421 nucleotides long. RefSeq lists its product as uncharacterized. NCBI's taxonomy places the organism in Eukaryota, Metazoa, Mollusca, Bivalvia, Venerida, Veneridae. The transcript has 5 exons. The coding region runs from base 43 to 1893 and encodes 616 amino acids. The record is from RefSeq and is a predicted model, not a curated record.